Messenger RNA from Tupaia belangeri chinensis (Chinese tree shrew), 1569 nucleotides. Its product is annotated as protein C19orf12 homolog. The transcript has 6 exons. The coding region runs from base 486 to 1298 and encodes 270 amino acids. Lineage: Eukaryota; Metazoa; Chordata; Mammalia; Scandentia; Tupaiidae. The record is from RefSeq and is a predicted model, not a curated record.
ACCGGCCCAUAGCACUCUGGACAUUCACGUACCUCUCUGGGGAAACCGUGGGGGUCCUCGGGCCUGGAGACCAAGAUUCUCAGUCAAGUGUCAAAGGCCCAGAGGGCUCCCAGAAGCCCCGUAGGCUGCAGGAAGGUCCUAGGGAGCCCUGCUCUAAAAUCCGUAUGCCGUGGGGUGGGGCAGCGCGCAAGCCAAAGCGGCGCGGUCAGAGGGACUCAUCACAGCGGCUGCGGUUGGGGCCAAGAAGGCGCCAGCCAGGGCUGCCAGGUCCUCUCCGCUGGGCCCAGCUUAGGGCCAUAACCCCGCCACACCGGAAGGUGGGAGGGCGGAGCCAGCGGGCCAGGCCACAGUCGCCACGCCCAGCAUGAACUUUUGCUAAGGAGCAGGAGCCAGAGCUGGAGCCUGGAGCUGAAAGUCUGAAGGAGCUCCCCGGGACCCGGGUGCCAGAGCGUACUGCGAUCGCGGUGUGAGCAGACCAAGCCCAGAUGCAGAUGCAGCGGCAAGCCUUAGCAUACACGGAGGAGCUGACGGAGGACCCAGCGAUGGAGAUGGAGUCCGAAAAGAACAAACUGGACUCCAAGAAGAACACAGAGGAGGAGGAGUUCCUGAUGCGCUCCAUGAAAAACUGGCGAAAGGCUAGGAAUAGGAAAAGGAGGGCGUUGGUGCAAAACGAGUUUGCGUAUGGAGUUCUAGACCUCCUAGCCGAAUCUCUGAGAGGCAUCGACUCACAGCCGCUCGAUUCUCCAUCUCAGCCCUCCCAGGAGGCCCAAGGGAGUGCGUUGGUGCAAAAGGAGGGUGCGGAUCGAGUUCAAGGCCCAGCCAAAUCUCUAAAGAAAGACACCGACUCAAAGCCGCUGGAUUUUCCAUCUCGGCCCUCCCAGGAGGCCCAAGGGCCCCCCACGAUGCCCAUCAAGGAAGAUGUUAUCAUGAAACUGCUGUGUAAAAUUUCCAAGCAGAGGAAAAUAAAGGAGACUAUUAAUCACUUGAAGAGAGGUGCCCUGGUCACCUGGCUUGGGGCAAUUGUGGGCGGGGCGCUUGGCGGCCCACCGGGACUAGCCGUUGGGGGGGCCGUCGGGGGUCUAUUAGGUGCCUGGAUGACAAGUGGACAGUUCAAGCCAAUUCAUCAGAUCAUAAUGGAGCUGCCGCCUGCUGAGCGGCAGAAGCUCUUUAAGGAAGUCACUGCCAUCAUCAGGAACCUGGAGUGGAUAGACGUCGCGCAGCUGACCAAGCAGAUCAUGGGCAGUGAGGUGCUACAGCAGCAGCUGUUGGGGGUGCUGAAGAAAUACGUCACCAAGUAGCUGAGAGCUGAGAUUUCUAAGUUUGAACUACAGCUUGAGGGUCCAGUUGGAGGCGCAGUGGGCAGAACCCUCUAUGUGAUGUGGAUCCCACAUAGAAGGUCCCAAGGUCAUGUCCCAGGACCUCCCUCUACAUUCAGGACUUACACCCUGUGGGGCCAUGGUCCGGUCUGACUGAGGCUGGGUGGAGCAUGGCAUGAGGGCUUUGUUGGCUAUGUGCCCCCCACCGUGGACAAAAAUCAGUGAAUAAACAAAAUAAAACACUACAUCUCUA